AUGUCCCCAUACACCAAGCCCACUCGUCCUCUGACCUGGCUGAUAACAGGUUGCUCCUCCGGCCUAGGCCUUGAGCUUACACGCAUAGUUCAAGCUCACGGAGAUAUCGUGAUCGCCACCUCGCGCCAACCCUCUCGAACACCCGAUCUGGUUGAAGAGGUCAAGAACAACGGUGGAGAAUGGCAUGAACUGGAUGUGGAUGAUCCAAGUGCCCCCGUGUCGCUAAUGAGAACUCUCGAGUCAAAUGGACAUCAUGUUGAUGUUCUUGUCAACAAUGCUGGCGUAAUCACCUUCGGUGUCCUGGAGCAACUUGCAGACGGGGACCUGCUCGGCCAGAUGGAAACGCUCUACUUUGGUCCACAGCGACUCAUUCGUGCUGUGCUUCCAGGUAUGCGACAGCGUCGAGCUGGAAUAAUCGUGAACAUCAGCUCUGGAGCUGCCUUGGAUGGAUAUGAUGGUAUGGGCGCUUAUGCUGCGGCAAAGGCUGCACUGGAUACUUCGACACGAGUGCUAGCCAAGGAGGUUGCUCCUUUCAAUAUCCGCCCUUUGACAGUGUGGAUAGGUACCUUGAACACGAAUAUUGGGAAUGCCUCGACGAUUGCGCAGGGUCCGCUUCCUGACGAUUAUCGUGGCUCGGCUGCCGCGCAAAUGAUGCAAAUGUUUGGAAUGGGGAAAUUUCCUGCGAAUAGUGACAAGGAGAAAGCUGCAAAGGCAAUUUACGAGAUCGUUGUGGGGGAAGGCGCUGGUGCUGGGCAUGAGCAGGAGCGGUUCCUAGCGCUAGGCCGUGAUAUGCUUUCGCGGCUUGAGUUGGUGCGUGAUCAACACGCACAUACUUUGGAGGUGUUUGGGGAGGUCUGCGGUAGCGUUCACUUGGACCCGCAGUAG
Messenger RNA from Penicillium pulvis, 885 nucleotides. Its product is annotated as Short-chain dehydrogenase/reductase SDR. The transcript is spliced from 2 exons. NCBI's taxonomy places the organism in Eukaryota, Fungi, Ascomycota, Eurotiomycetes, Eurotiales, Aspergillaceae. Bases 1 to 885 code for a protein of 294 amino acids. The record is from RefSeq and is a predicted model, not a curated record.